AUGUCAUCUUUAAUCUUGAUCACUUCUUCCUUCGUCAGACUGAGGGGCAGCGGCGUGGGUGCAGUUCUGGCUCUGGGCUGCGUGGGGCGCCUCAGCUCUCCUCUCAUGGACUUGAGGAACUACUACGGCUACUUCCUGCACCACGUAGUCUACUCCUCGCUGGCUCUGCUUGCCGUGCUCUCCAUCCUGCUUCUGCCCGAGAGCAAGAGGAAGCCCCUGCCCCAAACGCUCGCAGACGGAGAGCAGUACCGGCGCCCGCCACUGGGGAGACGGAGACGGGACAAAGACCAUUUCUUUCCAUUGCUGCUCUGGUCCAGUCUUGAAUGA
Knipowitschia caucasica is the source of this 327-nucleotide messenger RNA. Lineage: Eukaryota; Metazoa; Chordata; Actinopteri; Gobiiformes; Gobiidae. The record is from the annotation of a GenBank genome assembly.